Empidonax traillii (willow flycatcher) is the source of this 1054-nucleotide messenger RNA. Its product is annotated as usherin-like. The record is from RefSeq and is a predicted model, not a curated record. Lineage: Eukaryota; Metazoa; Chordata; Aves; Passeriformes; Tyrannidae. The transcript has 3 exons. The annotation marks the transcript as partial.
GCGCCGUGAGCGGCGGUGCAUCAACUCAUCCACCGCCCUCCGCCUGCCCUGGCCCCGGCCCGGCCCGGCCCGGCCCGGCCCGGCCGUGCGCCCCUGCGCAGGCGCUCGCUGUUAGAAAAGCUCCACACGGGACAGAUGGGGAACGUGGUUUUUUUAAUCAGCUUUGCCGAGCGCUGAGAGGAGCAGCCGGCGUGAGGUGGGCGGCGGGAUCCCGGCUGUUACCCAUGUGUAUUUCACCGGCCAGAAGACAUAGAUGUCCCUUGCGACUCAGCCCCUGCAUGAGUGCUUUGAGGAUGAAAUGCUACAUAAACUCUUAAAGCACACCACCUGAGGACAUUGCUGGCGACAUGGACAUCAUUAUUUAUUUACAAAUGCUUUAAUCAGGAGGAGCUUUUUUGUAAACAUGAAUUGCCGGGCUCUUUCCUUGAGGUGUCGUUUCUUGUUUCAUGCUAUUGAAACAUUAAUCUUAACUUAUUAUGACUCCUUUGUGUUGGUCAGCUCUCAGGGACAUUUCCCUAGGCUUGAAAAUGUGGGAGCUUUCAAGAACGUGUCAAUCGUGCCAACUCAAGCCACUUGUGGGCUGCCAGACCGAAGUACUUUUUGUGAUAGCUCAGUAGCUGUUCAAAGUAUUAUAUCCUGCACCCAGAGGUUUUGUGUUCAGGAAUGUCCAUACAGGUCGUCCCCUUCGUCCUACACACCACUUCUGUCAGAAGGCCUUGGUACCUGCAUCACAGAGGACAACAGGGACUUGCAUCCAGGGUCUUUCAGCAAUGCUUCCAGUUUUAUUUUUCAUAAUCACAAGGAUUGCUUUUCUACUCCCCGUUUUCCAAGGCUUGCAGCUUCAUUUACGUUAACUGUAUGGCUGAAACCUGAGCAAGAAGGUGUAAUGUGUGUGAUAGAAAAGGCUGUUGAUGGGCAGACUGUGUUCAAACUCACAAUCUCUGAGAAAGAGACCAUGUUUUAUUAUCGCACAGUAAAUGGUUUGCAGCCACCAAUAAAAGUAAUGACACUGGGGAGAAUUCUUGUGAAGAAAUGGAUUCAUCUUAGUGUGCAG